Molecule: messenger RNA, 2288 nt
Organism: Equus quagga
Lineage: Eukaryota; Metazoa; Chordata; Mammalia; Perissodactyla; Equidae
Gene: KRT9
Product: keratin 9
Cellular component (GO): keratin filament
Molecular function (GO): structural molecule activity
Source: RefSeq, a predicted model, not a curated record
AUGGUGUUGGGCACUGAGGCGAAGCCAGCAGCACUCCUACAAUUGCUUCCCAUCCGACGAGCUGCGGGCAGCGCCGUGAGUUGCAGACAGUUUUCGGCGUCCUACCAGCACCGCAGCAGCUGCGGGGCGGGUGGGGGCAGUGGGGACAGCAUGGGGUCGUCCUUCAGCCGCUUCAGCUCCUCACAGGCUGCCGGAGGAGGGGACCGAUUCGGCUCUUCUGGUAGCUAUGGUGAGGGGAGCUCUGGGGCCUGAGGGUGGGGAGGCGGCAGUAAUUUUGGCUCCAGCUACGGCAGAGGGUCUGCGGGUGGUUUCAGUGCUGGUAGUUUCGGCGGGAGCUUCGGUGGUGCUUCCGGGGGCUUCAGCGGUGGUGCCGGAGGAGGCUUUGGUGGGUCUGGGGGCUUCGGGGGUGGUGCUGGAGGUGGGGAUGGUGGCAUUCUGCCUGCUGAUGAGAAGACCACCAUGCAGGACCUCAACACCCAUCUGGCGUCCUUCUUGGAUAAGGUGAAGGCCCUGGAGGAUAAGAUCUGGGAGUGGCAGGACAGGCAGGGGCCCAGGACCCUCCGCAAGGAUUACUCUUGUUAUUACGACACUAUCAAGGAUCUCCAGAACCGGGUUAUGGACGCAACAGUGGGCAACAGCAAAACUCUCAUGGACGUUGACAACACUUGCAUGACACUGGAUGACUUCAGGAUGAAGUUUGAGAUGGAGCAGAGCCUGCGACAAGCCGUGGAUGCUGACAUCAAUGGCUUGCGUGGUGUGCUGGAUGACCUGACCAUGCAAAAGUCUGACCUGGAGAUGCAGUAUGAGUCUCUGCAGGAGGAUCUGGUAACCCUCAAGAAGAAUCAUGAAGAUGAGAUGAGCCAGCAGACUGGUCAGAGCACUGGGGAUGUCAGUGUGGAGAUGAACGCUGCUCCUGGCAAAGAUCUAACUAAGAUCCUCAAUGACAUGCGCCAGGAGUACGAGCAGCUCAGUGCUAAGAGCCAUGAGGACAUCGAGCUGCAAUAUGAGAGUCAGAUGAGCCAGAUCGAGCAGGAGGUGACGAAUAGAAGCCAAGAAAUGGAGCUCAAACAGGAGAUGAGCCAGCUCCGGCACAGCAUCCAGGAGUUGGAGAUGGAGCUGCAGUCUCAGCUCAGCACGAAAUCAGGCCUGGAGAAGUCCUUGGAAGACACCAAGAACCGCUACUACGGCCAGCUGAAGGAGGUCCAGGAGCAGAUCAGUACUCUGGAGGCCGAGCUCACUGAGACCUGGGCAGAGACUGAGUGCCAGAAUCAGGAAUACAGCCUUCUGCUCGGCAUCAAGACACAGCUGGAGCAGGAAAUUGAGACCUACUGCAGCCUCCUUGAAGGAGGCCGGGAAGACUUUGAAUCUUGUGGAGCUGGACAGAUUGGCUUUGGAGGUGGCACAGGAAGUGGAUCUCAAGGUGGAAGUGGAGGCAGUCAUGGAAGAGGAUCCAGGGGAGGAAGUGGGGGUAGCCACGGAAGAGGAAGUGGAGGCAGCUGUGGCGGAGGAAGUGGUUCUGGAGAAGGAAGUGGAGGCAGCUAUGGGGGAGGAAGUGGAGGGGGCUGUGGUGGAGGAAGUGGAUCCAGGGGAGGGAGUGGAGGCAGCUGUGGGGGAGGAGGUGGAGGGGGCUGCGGUGGAGGAAGUGGGUCCAGGGGAGGGAGUGGAGGCAGCUGUGGGGGAGGAGGUGGAGGGCGCUGUGGUGGAGGAAGUGGAUCCAGGGGAGGGAGUGGAGGCAGCUAUGAAGGAGGAGGUGGAGGGGGCUGUGGUGGAGGAAGUGGGUCCGGGGGAGGGAGUGGAGGCAGCUAUAGGGGAGGAGGUGGAGGGCGCUGUGGUGGAGGAAGCAGUUCUGGAGGAGGAGGUGGAAGCGGCUACGGAGGAGGAAGAGGAUGUGGAGGGCGAAGUGGAGGCAGCUACGGAGGAGGAAGUGGAAGGUCAUUCCAGUCCCAGUCCUCUUCCUCAAACUCUGGUGCCUGCGGUGACACACACGACUACCAGAUGUGAUACCAGAGCCCCUGUCAACUAUCCUGGCCCCACCCCAGCUAAGCAUCCCCGAGAUGGGCAGACCCUGGAUGAAGCCUGCUCGUUGCAUUCUGACAUCAGGAAUAGCUGGCCACAAGCCCCAGGGUCCAGUUGGGACUGGGCUGAUGGGGGGUGUGCCUCUGGGUGCCCAUUGGCUCCCUCCUCAGGCAGGAUUGGGGAGACCUCUCUUCCUCUGUCUGGUCUGGGGGUGACCCCACUCCCUGCCUUAUCUCGACUUCCUAAUAAAGCCUUCCUACUGCAAAUCCAAA